AGCGCGUCCGUGAGCCCGGAGCAGCGGCGGCGUCGGUGGUGUCGGGAGCGAGCGGGCCGGGAGCGGCAAGGGUGGUGGAGGAGGAGCCCGGGGCUCGGUAAGCGGCGCCGGCCCACGCCUGUCCCCGAACCUGGCCAGCCCCCGUUACUUGGUGCGAACCUGGGAAACGAACCUGUUCUCAGAUUCUCUAACCAUGGCACAAGUAGAGAAAAGAGGGGGUUUGCUCCGGAAAUCUUCAGCCUCCAAAAAACCACUGAAGGAAAAAGUGGUGCUGAUGUAUGAUGAGAUCUUCAUGACAGAGGACCCCAGUAAGUGCAGUCCUCGAUUUUGGGAGGAGCUCUUCCUCAUGAAGGUGAAUUUAGAGUACCUAGAAGGCAAGCUGGAGUCUCUUGAUGGUGAGGAGUUAAUGAAGAUCAAGGACAAUAUCAAUUGCUUAUUUCAGCACUGCAUCCAGGCUCUGGGAGAGGAGCAUCCAAUUCGAGUUGUCAAUGCAUUGCAGACCUUGUGUGCACUCAUUCGAGGAGUCCAUCAAAAGAAUAAGUCUACCUCUGGGUUUGACAUUAUCAACAUGCUGAUGGGCUUUGACAAGGCGGAGCUGUGCAUGAAGAACUUGAUGGAGAGUUUGGAUUCAUUGCUUUGUGCAGAAGGAUCUGAAAGUCUGAAGAGUUUAUGUCUGAAACUUCUCCUUUGCUUAGUGACUGUGACAGAUAACAUCAGCCAGAACACUAUCCUGGAGUAUGUAAUGAUCAACAGCAUAUUUGAAGCAAUUUUACAGAUUCUCUCCCACCCUCCAAGUCGUAGGGAGCAUGGGUAUGAUGCUGUAGUCCUCUUGGCUUUGCUGGUGAACUACAGAAAAUAUGAGUCUGUGAAUCCUUAUAUUGUGAAGCUAUCUAUUGUGGAUGAUGAGGCUACGCUCAAUGGAAUGGGGCUUGUAAUUGCUCAGGCUUUAUCUGAGUACAACAGGCAGUAUAAAGACAAGGAAGAAGAACACCAGAGUGGUUUUUUCUCUGCUUUAACAAAUAUGGUGGGCAGCAUGUUCAUAGCAGAUGCCCAUGAGAAAAUUUCAGUACAAACCAAUGAGGCCAUCCUUCUGGCACUUUAUGAAGCUGUUCAUUUAAAUCGCAACUUCAUCACAGUGUUAGCCCAGAGUCAUCCAGAAAUGGGCUUGGUGACUACCCCUGUCAGUCCUGCUCCGACAACCCCAGCCACACCACUGGGGACCACUCCGCCCUCCUCUGAUGUUAUAAGUUCUGUGGAACUCCCACUGGAUGCAGAUGUACAGACCAGUAAUCUACUGAUAACCUUCUUGAAGUAUAGCUCGAUUGUCAUGCAGGAUACCAAAGAUGAGCACCGGCUUCACAGCGGCAAACUCUGUCUGAUUAUCCUUACAUGUAUUGCAGAGGAUCAGUAUGCCAAUGCGUUUUUGCAUGAUGACAACAUGAAUUUUCGAGUAAACUUACAUAGAAUGCCUAUGAGACAUAGGAAGAAGGCAGCAGACAAGAACCUUCCCUGCCGUCCUUUGGUAUGUGCAGUACUAGACCUGAUGGUAGAGUUUAUUGUAACACACAUGAUGAAGGAGUUUCCUAUGGAUCUCUAUGUGCGCUGCAUUCAGGUAGUUCAUAAACUACUUUGCUACCAGAAGAAGUGUAGAGUACGCCUGCAUUAUACCUGGCGGGAACUCUGGUCAGCCUUGAUAAAUUUGCUGAAGUUCCUUAUGUCAAAUGAGACCGUACUUUUGGCCAAACACAACAUUUUUACUUUAGCCCUUAUGAUUGUCAACCUAUUUAAUAUGUUUAUCACAUAUGGCGACACCUUCCUGCCCACCCCCAGCAGCUAUGAUGAACUUUACUAUGAGAUUAUCCGCAUGCACCAGAGCUUUGACAACCUCUACUCCAUGGUCCUGAGGCUUUCUACCAAUGCAGGCCAGUGGAAAGAAGCAGCUAGCAAGGUGACCCAUGCAUUGGUCAAUAUCAGAGCCAUCAUCAACCAUUUUAACCCCAAAAUUGAAUCCUACGCUGCUGUGAAUCACAUAUCCCAACUGUCAGAGGAGCAGGUGCUGGAGGUAGUGCGAGCCAACUAUGAUACCCUCACACUGAAGCUGCAGGAUGGCCUGGACCAGUAUGAGCGCUAUUCGGAGCAGCACAAGGAAGCUGCCUUCUUCAAAGAGCUGGUUCGAUCCAUUAGCACCAAUGUCCGGAGAAACCUGGCCUUCCACACACUCAGCCAGGAAGUCCUGCUCAAGGAGUUCUCCACUAUCUCCUGAGGCCACACGUACCUGACCAGCCACUGACUGCCCUUACUCAUGAGGCUCCUGGGCUGGAGGGACAGGGAGGGGAGAGGGGCCUGUCCCCCAGGUUGGAGAAAAACAGAUACCAAGUUCUCUCGGUGAUGGCUGCACUUCAGUGGAACUUGGACAGCAGGGGCCAGGAAGGGCAAGCCAGGGAUAAUCUUAUUUGGGGGGAUGGGGAUGGGUGGGCACAGGGAGAAGCCUUCAAGAAGGGGACUUCCAGGGUGGGCUCCCUGGACACCUCCUCACAUUUCCAAUUGAGGUUAUAAGUUGUGGCUGCUGACUAAUUUUCAGGAACUGUUGGGGCAAGCCUUAGGGUGAUGCCAACACCCUGAGGGUCAAUGGCUCUCCUAGGCUUCUGAAAACAGACUCGGAUGUAGCUGGAGCCAAUUCUGCUUCCUUUGGGCCUGGGACUGAGCUGGGCUUGAAGUGUCCCCUUGUCGUUAGGACCCUUAUCUCAGGCUUAGGGUAGGGUAGGAAUGGGAUACCUUUUUUCUAUUUUCUAAAUCCAGAGGUGACUUCUCUAGGAGACUGAAGAUUAGAAUCCACCCAAUGCUCUGCUGUGCAGCCACCACUUUCUGGAUUUGCUUCUUGGCACCAGGAGUACCUGUUAGCUUUCUCCUGCCUUCCAACCCAUUGACUCGUCAGUACUUAUAGAGUCACAACCUUAGCUUUUCAUUUUCAAUUUGGUUUAAAUGGCUUUUGAGAGAGAGAGAGAGAGUGUGUGUGUGUGUGUGUGUGUGUGUGUGUGUGUGUGAAAUAAACAUUGACAGGUUUUCUGGAGCCCUCAGGUGCCUAUUUUGCUGGUUCCCUUUCCAGCAGCUUCCCCACCUCCCCAGCCACCACCUCCUCUGGGAGCCUCUCCUGCCUGUGCUGAGCUCCCCUCCACGUGUUCCACCCCCUCACCCCGGCUGUUGUUUACAUCCAGCCUGCCUGAGAAUUUCCUCUGGGGUGGAAUCUGUUCCUGCUGUGGUCUGGUGCCUGGGAGGGAGAGAACCUGCUGGAGGCAGGGUGCCCUCCAUCUGAAAGAGGCCAGGUGAGCGUCAUGGAGAGGCCGUUCUGUCUACCUAUAUUCUGGACGGAGACACAGGCAAGUCUCCUGACCUUUGGGAAGCUGGCCUGUGGUUCCUCCUCUGGACAGCCUCCAUGGGACUACUGUAGGCUUUCCCAACCCCACAGCUGCCUCCUAAGUAGCUGCUGCUCUGAGAUCCUCCCUUUCUAAAGCACUUUCUAAAGCCCUCAGGAUGGCAGGGAGCAAGCAGCACAGGAAGAAUCUGGGAGUAAGUGCAGGAAUCCAGCAGUGAGAGCAGAUCUGGAACCUCCCUGGCUGCUAUCCACUUAGCUUCAAAUCUCUUUGGGAUACUUGCCCUCCUUGGGAACCAGAGUUCUGGCUCCAACAUUGAGCAGAUGUGCACUAGUUCCAGAGAAUCCACUAACAUGCUGCCAUGUAUAGAUGUAGAUUCUUAAGAAAUCAGGGGCUGGGUCAUCUCUGAUCACUAGAUGGAUAGCUCAGCCUGGGGCAUUUAGUGUUUUCCACAGUGAUAAACCUCACAGGAACUGGAGCUGGAAGCUGGUGGCAAGUUGAAGUUAUUAAAAGUUGAUUUGUAUGGGACAGUC
Messenger RNA from Equus quagga, 3904 nucleotides. It is a transcript of the gene ARMH3, whose product is annotated as armadillo like helical domain containing 3. Lineage: Eukaryota; Metazoa; Chordata; Mammalia; Perissodactyla; Equidae. Gene Ontology annotation, biological process: regulation of Golgi organization. The coding region runs from base 194 to 2263 and encodes 689 amino acids. The transcript is spliced from 27 exons. Gene Ontology annotation, cellular component: cytosol. The record is from RefSeq and is a predicted model, not a curated record.